ACAAAGUUUAUGAUUUUCAUGUCAAUGUCAAAUAUUGUUUCUCUAUUUUUGUCUAUAGUCACGUCUUUUUCUUCUGGUUGUCAAAAUGGGUGUCGACAUCAACCAUAAACACGACAGGAAAGUUCGGCGCACCGAAGUUAAAUCCAAGGAUGUAUACCUGAGAUUGCUGGUUAAAUUAUACAGAUACUUGGCAAGACGUACAAAUGCCAAGUUCAACCAGAUCAUCCUUAGACGGCUAUUCAUGAGCCGCAUCAACCGGGCGCCGCUCUCGCUGUCCCGGUUGGCGCGUCACAUGAGCAAACCCACUCGCGAAGACCUGAUCGCCGUGGUAGUUGGCACAGUGACCAAUGACACCAGGCUAUACAAGGUCCCCAAGCUAACAGUGGCUGCUCUACACGUCACUGAGAAAGCUCGCGCACGGAUUUUGGCUGCUGGAGGGGAGAUCUUAACAUUUGACCAGCUUGCGCUCCGUGCCCCCACUGGCCGCAAGACUGUCCUGGUACAAGGCCGCAGGAAUGCCCGUGAAGCUGUCCGUCACUUUGGCCCGGCGCCUGGAGCACCUCGUUCACACACCAAGCCCUAUGUGCGAUCAAAGGGACACGAGCGUGCUAGACCUAGCCGUCGCUCUAAUGUGUAAUCUUUUAAAUAUAAGGAGUACAAUCUA
Molecule: messenger RNA, 664 nt
Organism: Bicyclus anynana (squinting bush brown)
Lineage: Eukaryota; Metazoa; Arthropoda; Insecta; Lepidoptera; Nymphalidae
Gene: RpL18
Product: 60S ribosomal protein L18
Exons: 4
Coding region: 86-637 (183 amino acids)
Biological process (GO): translation
Cellular component (GO): ribosome; cytosolic large ribosomal subunit
Molecular function (GO): structural constituent of ribosome; RNA binding
Source: RefSeq, a predicted model, not a curated record